UUUUUUUUUUAAUAUAACCACAGUUAUAAUCGACUAUAUAUAUUAUUAAACAUAUAGCAGGUUGUCGACCUUCCACGAAAGGUAUCAACGAAGAUAUUUGUCGAGUAGCGAUCGAUGCAUCACAAUCGAUAUCACGACUUGGUGAAACGAAAGUGUCUCCUGCAUUUAAUAUAUCGCCAAGUCGCUGAUAUCUCUCUCUGUGGACCAUUCGAGAUUCUUGUAUCGAUUCGAUGCGCCAUCGUACAUACAAUCCACUUAUCUUAUCAUGUAAAAAUACAUUACUGUUUCGAAACACACGGAACCUUUUUAUAAUUCCAACAUCUCCUGAAAUACAAUUAACGAUUCACAUAAUUUAUUUGCUUGAGAGCUUUUCUAUUCAAGCUUAUAAUAAUUAAGUAUUAAGACUUUUGAUAAUUUGAAAAUAAUUAUUAAUUAAUAUAACAAUGAAAAAAUAUGAAGAAAAGUACACAAUAGUAGUAUUUACAUUAUAUUUAUAAUAAGUGACGUUAAAUUUACUUAUGUAUGUAUUUUAUAUAAUUGGCCUUAUUCUUUUGCUACAUAACUUUGCUUCAAUUUUUUUAUUUGUUUAUAUGUAUAGCACACUUAAUUUAUUUUAUUUUUAUUUUACUUUUAUAAUUUAAAUGUAAACUAGAUUUAACGUGCUAAAAUACCCACAUUUUAAAUAAAAAGCUAAACUGUAGAAAUAAUAAUUCGCAUAUUUGCUACGCUCAAUUUUAUUAUCAGGAGAAGAUUCUCUCCAAGAUUAACUCUGUUAAUUCUCGAAAUAUUUUUCGCGAUAUUAAUGUUAGAAAUGGAUGACACACAUAGUGAGAAAACACGAUCUUUUACAUAAAUAACUGAGUUAAAAUUUUGUCUCGCAAUUUUAGAAGAUUUUCGAUAAAACUUGCAUUAAAACUCAAUUGAUUAAUUAAAAAAUUUUGCACCAAAUUUAACAUAAUGCUAAUUUGAAAAUUGUACAAGGAUAGAAACAAGCAGCAUAACCAGCUUGAUAAAUAAAACGAUGCAACUGUCAUGUGUAUAAUUAUUCAUACAAUGCGGUAAAAUAAUAUCAAUAAGAAAAUAAUACUUGUUCUAAUUACGUAUUUCUUAACGCGAACGAACGAUUAAACGAGUCGUCGCACUGUAUAACAGCCGACAGCUGUGCGUUCGUUGUUAGCAAUGCAAUUAAAGACGGAAUAACCGAGUGGAAGCACCAUGACUCACGGAGGAGAGUGACGAUUCAGCGAGAGAAAAUGUGAGAGAGCGACCGAAAGAAAUCACAAGCCGGACAAACACGGGAUAUCGGAUCCGACUGAGACGAUGGGAUAUGGACCGGGAAAUAUUCAAAUUUCUUUGGCUAACGGGAACAUUAUGAAGAUUCCUCUGGCAAGUAUCAAUAUCAGCGAGGAGGUGAAUAAGACCGGUAUCUGGCAACAGGUCAACGAAGGCAACGAAAAGUCGAAGCAAUCGAAAUCACUAAUCAAUGUGGGAAAACAAAAGAAGCACCCGAAGAAGGACAACUCGCUGUUAGCCGACGAGACAACGAGACUGACGACGAUGACCGAAGAGGACGAAGAUGACAGUGGAAUCUCGAUCAAGGUGACAAACGUAAAUGACUCUAAAUUCUAACUACCAUCACCAUCACCAAAAACCGACAAUUCAUAUGGCAAGACACACAGCAAGAGCACCAACACACCGGCAUGCAACAUAUCCCAUGCACCGCCGCUGUGAGUAAAUUUUCAAGCGAGGACGGCAUGACAGUCCUCGUCGAGUCGACGUAAAAGCGAAUUCAGACAUGGACGACUCGUCGUAGAAAAAAUGGAUUUUCGUAGACGACGAGAAUGUGACGAUAAUCACGCUUUUAUCAUAUAACAAUGACAGUAUAACAACGGCUAUACAUGAAAUAUUAAUUCGCGACUGUAAUGCACGCAAUUCCGCGUGACUUAGUUUUUAGAUUCGAAGCUUCAUUUUACUCUAGACGUAUAAAAAUAUCAUUGUAUAAUUAUUCAAACAAAAAGAGUUUUUUUUUUAUUUUAUUAUUGUUACGAAUUCAUUUAUUACAUUAUAUGUCUAACUACAUUUCAUUCUUUUCGUCGUAUAGCAACAUAAUCAUCUAUGAGAUUCAGCUUUGCAAUUCGUGCUUAUAGAAAUAUAUACGGACGUGUCCUGCGUUGAUUCGUGCAACAAAGUAAUUAAGCACUGAUUGAGAAGACGUUACAUGUACGUCUGGACUCAUUUCUUAUCGAUGCCCAUAUUUCACCUUCAUAUUACUUAUCAUGUAUGCAGUAGUUAAUUUUGUAAUUAUAUGCAUUUUGUUAUAUAAGAGGGAUAACCAUGCAUCCAAAAUGAUCGAAGAAAGACGUAAAAUGCGAAUUUAAGAAGAAAUAGACUGAUAUAACGUUUUCUCUCUUUGUAGAAAAUGGAAUGAACGCAUCUAUAAUUGCAUGUUCCUUUUUUCAUUACGUUAUUAACUGUUUUUUUUACCGUUGCAUGGAUAUUAAAAAACUGCUUUUUUCGUCAUUUCAUUAUAUCAAUACAAUGCAUAAAUAAAAGAAAAAAUCUCAAAUUCGUUUAAAAAAAUUUUCAUUGAUAAUUUAUUAAAAAUAGAAAUUCUU
Messenger RNA from Formica exsecta, 2615 nucleotides. RefSeq lists its product as uncharacterized. NCBI's taxonomy places the organism in Eukaryota, Metazoa, Arthropoda, Insecta, Hymenoptera, Formicidae. The coding region runs from base 1321 to 1629 and encodes 102 amino acids. The transcript is spliced from 3 exons. The record is from RefSeq and is a predicted model, not a curated record.